This is a messenger RNA of Nicotiana tabacum (common tobacco), 687 nucleotides long. NCBI's taxonomy places the organism in Eukaryota, Viridiplantae, Streptophyta, Magnoliopsida, Solanales, Solanaceae. The record is from RefSeq and is a predicted model, not a curated record.
AUGCAAGAUCAGCCUGCAAGGAAAACUUUCAAAUAUUGUAAUGUUUGGAGCACACAUCCACUGUUCUUGGAGAUUGUUAGAGAGAGUUGGAAUGAACAGGUUCAGGAAUGUACAAUGUUUAAGGCCAAACUGCAACUGCAUCCACAGGAUCAGAGUCUUCAGGCACAAGAGAAAACAUCAUAUUUGAGGUAUAAGAAAGCUUCUAUUCUAGCAGAAAAGCCUCUUAUACAGAAGAGUAAAGCUACUUGGAUUAGACUUGGUGAUGACAACACCAAGUAUUUUCAUUCAGUGAUCAAAAAAAGGAAGCUGCAGCAGUCUGUUACCCAAAUACAAGAUGAACAUGGGGUCACCCAAAUAGAUCCUAUUGUGAUAGCAGGGGUCUUUGUUAAAUUUUAUCGGAACUUGCUAGGGGAGGUGGGAGGAUCAAGGAGACAUGCAUAUACAGGAUUCCUGAAAAAUGGCCCUACUCUAGAAGCAGUACAACAGUUGAAUCUAAUUAAAACUUUCACUGAGAGGGAAGUUAAAGAGGCUAUGUUCAGCAUUUGCAUCAACAAAAGUCCAGGUUCGGAUGGGUAUGGUGGUGGUUUUUUUAGAGAUGCAUGGGCCAUUGUUGGUAAUGAAGUCACGGAAGCAGUUUUGGAGUUUUUCCAAAAUGGGAAGCUCCUGAAACAGAUUAGUGCAACAUGA